CCAAAAGAUUCUCCCUCUCUUUAAUUGAAAUCUCUCUCAUUUCCCCCCAAAUCACUCUCUCUCUCAUUUUCUCCCAAAUCUAUUGGCCUUUCUCUCAUUUUCUCCCAAAUUGACUGCGGUUGGCAGGCCACUGCACAUAUUGGAUUCCGAGAUUGGUGUUGUAAUUGAGCUGGACUCCGAGGCUGGUGUUGCAAUUGAUAGAUUAAUGAACCAUUGUGAGAGGGUAUGAUUGUCGCAAAUGAAGAAACUGAAGAGACAACAAUCGCUGGUGACAUGAGCUGAAUGUCGAAUAGCCUUAUUAUUCAAGAGCUUUGAGAAUGCAACGCGAAAUGGUUCAUGCUUUACGAGAUCCUCUUGUUCCAGGAGGUCUAUCUGUUUCAUGAUAUAGAUUGUUAGAUGUAGAUAAAUUAGUUUGUAUGAAACAUUUGGACCCCAUCAGUGUCAAAAUUGCUGAACUAAGAGAGGCAUUGGAGUCAAUUACAGCAGAGCAGAAUUUCUUGAAAGCUCAUGAUUCUCAUCAUUGUCAUAUUCAUUUUACCUCCAUAGGCUCCAAAUCUAUGAAAUCUGGCAAUUCAAACUGUGAUGCUGACAAAUCCUCCAAGAGGAAUAGGAAGAAUCCGUACAGAGGGAUCAGACAGCGUCCUUGGGGCAAGUGGGCCACUGAAAUAUGUGAUCCAAGGAAAGGGAUUCGAGUUUGGCUUGGAACUUUUAAUUCUGCGAAAGAAGCAGCUAGAGCUGAUGAUGUUGAGUCCGAAGAAUCAGAGGCAAGAAUGCUAAGAUAUGCCAAGGUACAAGCGCAUGCAGAAAAUUGAUUUCAAUUCAAGGAGACUACGUGAUGAUUGUGAUCCUAAUGACAAUCCUUGAUUUCAUUGCAAAUUACUUGACUUGGAUAUUCAAUUAUGUCUUGGAUGUAUUUGUGUAUUUGGUUGGAGUGAAUCUUAAAACACUGAAGCUUUUGUGUUUAAAUUUGAUUUUGAAGAUACUACUUAAUGUUGAAAAAUUGGAGUUUGAAGAUGUUAA
Capsicum annuum is the source of this 1020-nucleotide messenger RNA. Its product is annotated as ethylene-responsive transcription factor 1. The coding region runs from base 417 to 812 and encodes 131 amino acids. The transcript has 5 exons. Gene Ontology annotation, biological process: ethylene-activated signaling pathway; regulation of DNA-templated transcription. Gene Ontology annotation, molecular function: DNA binding; DNA-binding transcription factor activity. Lineage: Eukaryota; Viridiplantae; Streptophyta; Magnoliopsida; Solanales; Solanaceae. The record is from RefSeq and is a predicted model, not a curated record.